Fusarium verticillioides 7600 is the source of this 342-nucleotide messenger RNA. RefSeq lists its product as hypothetical. The record is from RefSeq and is a predicted model, not a curated record. Lineage: Eukaryota; Fungi; Ascomycota; Sordariomycetes; Hypocreales; Nectriaceae. Bases 1 to 342 code for a protein of 113 amino acids. The transcript is spliced from 2 exons.
AUGUCUCUUUACUACGAUGAAGAUCCUCCUUCCUUUAAAGUUCUGCUUUCUGGUAGCUUUGUGAGGGCCAAAUACUCAAUUGAGAUUCCCAAAGAUGCUAUCUGGGUCACAAACUGGGUUCAACUUCAUGAAGUAGGUGCGAAUUACCACGAUACAGCCUUGGUUGAAAAGUAUGGUGGCAAUGUCAUUGAAGUCAAUGGGAAGAUUGUUGUUGCGACAGAUGAGGAAAUGACUAAACAGAUUGACGACCUGAUUAAAGAAUUAGAAAAUAACGAUAUAGAGGUCGAAGCAGAGACAGAGACUUUAAAGAGGCGAGCCGUAGAGAUUGGACCCUACCACUAA